ACCUGUUAUUUCGGAAAAAGUUCCUGAGUGAAAAUAUUGUACUUUUUUAGGGAUUCUUGGGAGGAUAUUUUCUAUUUUUGUAUACAAGACAUACUUAAAACUUUUCAAUUACACAGGAUAUAAAUGCCUUAAUAUCGAGAGAGCAAUGGGUCUCUGUAGUUCCUGUUUCAAUGGAUCAUCUGGUUCGGAAGAGUUGGUUACUCCAAGUGCUGAAGAGCGUAGGCAGUUGCAAAUUGAAGCAGCGGAACGUAGGCGCCAGGAGAAUGAAGCCAGGGGUAUAAAAGACGUGGAGAAAGUGAGAAGGCAGCAAAUGCUUCAGGAAAAGAAAGACAAUCAGCAGGGAGCAAUGGGAGAGCCGGUGUUGAAAUGGCAAUCUGGCUGAAAAGGCAAAAGAAAUCCAUGUUCAGCAUCCCCGACUCCCACAAAAACACUGGGAAAUCGCACUCAAGAAUCCUGAUCUACUACACAAGUUCACUUGAAGACAUGCUGUUGAGAUAUAUUUUGUGAUCCUCCUUACUAUUUAUACCUGUAUGCUUAAAUUUGAGAGUGAAAAACGCAUUUUUUCCAA
Phlebotomus papatasi is the source of this 568-nucleotide messenger RNA. It is a transcript of the gene Svip, whose product is annotated as small VCP/p97-interacting protein. Lineage: Eukaryota; Metazoa; Arthropoda; Insecta; Diptera; Psychodidae. The record is from RefSeq and is a predicted model, not a curated record. Bases 146 to 382 code for a protein of 78 amino acids. The transcript is spliced from 3 exons. Gene Ontology annotation, biological process: negative regulation of retrograde protein transport, ER to cytosol; positive regulation of autophagy; negative regulation of VCP-NPL4-UFD1 AAA ATPase complex assembly. Gene Ontology annotation, cellular component: endoplasmic reticulum membrane.